UGUCAUUGGUGGAUGACCGCAGCUCUUGCCGCUGCCGCUGUCACUGCGACCAUGGCCUCUGGCAGCAGCUGCCUGGCAGCCGCCCGCCUCCUGUCGCGCUCCUUCCUUCGGCAACAGAAUGGAAUUCGGCAUUGUUCCUAUAUAGCUUCCCGGAAACAUCUCUACGUUGAUAAAAAUACGAAGGUUAUUUGCCAGGGUUUCACUGGUAAGCAGGGCACCUUUCAUAGCCAGCAGGCACUGGAAUAUGGCACCCAACUAGUUGGAGGAACCACUCCAGGGAAAGGAGGCAAGACACAUCUGGGCUUACCAGUCUUUAAUACUGUGAAGGAGGCCAAAGAACAGACAGGAGCGACAGCUUCUGUCAUUUAUGUUCCUCCUCCUUUUGCUGCUGCUGCCAUCAAUGAAGCUGUUGAGGCGGAAAUGCCCUUGGUUGUGUGCAUUACUGAAGGUAUCCCACAGCAGGACAUGGUGCGGGUCAAGCACAAACUGCUGCGUCAGGGAAAGACCAGGCUGAUCGGGCCUAACUGCCCUGGAGUCAUCAAUCCUGGAGAAUGCAAAAUUGGCAUCAUGCCUGGCCAUAUUCACAAGAAAGGAAGAGUUGGUAUUGUAUCCAGAUCUGGGACCCUGACUUAUGAAGCGGUUCACCAAACAACACAAGUUGGACUGGGGCAGUCUUUGUGCGUUGGCAUUGGAGGUGAUCCUUUUAAUGGCACAGAUUUUAUUGACUGCCUUGAAAUCUUUCUGAAUGAUCCAGCCACAGAAGGCAUCAUAUUGAUUGGUGAAAUUGGCGGUAACGCAGAAGAAAAUGCUGCAGAAUUUUUGAAACAACAUAAUUCAGGUCCCAAGGCCAAGCCUGUGGUGUCCUUCAUUGCUGGUUUAACUGCUCCUCCUGGCAGGAGAAUGGGUCAUGCAGGGGCGAUUAUUGCUGGAGGAAAAGGUGGAGCCAAAGAGAAGAUCUCUGCCCUUCAGAGUGCGGGAGUUGUGGUCAGCAUGUCUCCUGCGCAGCUGGGAACCACCAUCUACAAGGAGUUUGAAAAGAGGAAGAUGCUAUGAAAGGAAAACCAAGAAGUUGCCUAAACCUAUGGAAUGAAUCAUUAUGGAAAGGUUUCCAUCGCAUCGUAUAGCAGACAGCCAA
Puma concolor (puma) is the source of this 1135-nucleotide messenger RNA. RefSeq names its product succinate-CoA ligase GDP/ADP-forming subunit alpha (gene SUCLG1). Lineage: Eukaryota; Metazoa; Chordata; Mammalia; Carnivora; Felidae. The record is from RefSeq and is a predicted model, not a curated record. Gene Ontology annotation, biological process: tricarboxylic acid cycle. Gene Ontology annotation, molecular function: succinate-CoA ligase (GDP-forming) activity; succinate-CoA ligase (ADP-forming) activity. Gene Ontology annotation, cellular component: succinate-CoA ligase complex (ADP-forming); mitochondrion.